AUGCCUUUCGCGCUCCAGGACCCAACCAGACUUGCUGUGGACUCACUGGACAUUCAUCGCGGAGCAAUUGACAAAACGACCGUCACAUCGCAAUGCCCCAUUCGUGUGAUGCCAUGGGUGAAGCGGAUCCUGCUGGAAACGGGUAUCGAAAUUCAAAAGAUAGGCAACUACAACUACCGCUGUGUUCGUCGAGCAAAGGAGGGCCGAGUGAAUUCAUCGGAGAGCUCUACAUCUGCGGAUUCCUUUUCAAGUGUAGAAGGCGGAGAGGACCCUGAGGCCUCAUCUGCCAGUGAUGGAAAUGACUCAGAUAGCUCAGAUGACACGCUUCAAGACGCCCCAACACCAGGUAAGGUAUUGUUUGGAAAGGAUGAAGCGGAGGAUCCUGGAGACGAGAUUGUGUUCUCCGUGCAGCUGACGAAGCUCACGGGCCUCGAUUGCAUCUGCCUCGAUAUCAGGCGAUUGAAAGGAAAUCUUAGGAGCUACAAAUUCAUCUACGACACCAUCGUCCAACGAGCUGAUCUGUGCAAUCAAGUUUUCCCCGGCACGACGUAG
This is a messenger RNA of Laccaria bicolor S238N-H82, 552 nucleotides long. RefSeq lists its product as uncharacterized. NCBI's taxonomy places the organism in Eukaryota, Fungi, Basidiomycota, Agaricomycetes, Agaricales, Hydnangiaceae. The record is from RefSeq and is a predicted model, not a curated record. Bases 1 to 552 code for a protein of 183 amino acids. The transcript has 3 exons.